UUUGACUCCAUUCCCCCCAAAAAGCUUAAAACUCUAUCCACACUACCGACGUGAGGGGAUUUUCCUUUGUCAUUGGCUAGAACUUAAUGCAGCCAAUCUUGUCCAUAUAGUUAGGAGCUUAAAAGCAUUGAUAGAGCAAGAAGGAAUCAGCAGCAAAUCAUGGCCAUGGAGAUCCAACUUUUGUCCAGACUUGUCCUUUCUGUCGUGUGCGUCGGUGUUUUAGGACUGUUUUUCCGGCUGUAUAAUGCGCUUGUGGCGGACCCAUGCCGGCUUCGCUCCGCCCUGCGGAGGCAGGGGUUGCGUGGGCCACAGCCUACUUUCCUUCUUGGUAACAUAUUGGAGAUGAAAAGGGCCAGGGAUGUAGCUGCCAAGGCCGCUACCGUUAACAGCCAACCGACCUCCCACAACUGUGGCGCUGCCCUUCUUCCCUUUUUUGAAGAGUGGAGGAAGAUAUACGGGGAUGUGUUUAUGUUUUCACUUGGCAACACGCAGAUUGUGCAUGUGACUCAACCGGAGAUGGUGAGGGAGAUAACUACGUGCACGUCGCUGGACUUGGGGAAGCCGACGUAUCAAGCAAAAGAAAGAGGCUCUUUACUUGGACAGGGCAUUCUCACCUCAAAUGGACCUCUAUGGGCUCACCAGAGAAAGAUUCUUGCACCUGAACUCCACAUGGACAAAGUUAAGGGGAUGAUAAUUUUGAUUCAAGAUUCGACUAUCGCAUUACUGAAUUCAUGGAGCAAUAUAGUUGAGAGAGAGGGUGGAUUAGCGGACAUUAAUAUUGAUCAGGACAUGAGGAUCUUCUCAGGGGAUGUGAUCUCUAGAGCUUGUUUCGGGAGUAGUUACUCCAAAGGUGAAGAGAUUUUCAUGAAGCUCAGGGAACUCCAAGAAGUUGCAUCCAAGAAAAGUUUGGCCACAGGGAUUCCAGGCAUGAGGCAUCUACCGACAAAGAGCAACCGGGAGGCGUGGGCGCUUGAGAAAGAGGUCAAAACAUUGAUCAUGAAUGUGGUGAAGGAAAGAAUCGAAGCGGGUUCUGAACAUGACUUGCUGCAAAUGGUAAUUGAAGGAGCUAAAAAUAGCAACCUGAGCGAAGAUGCAAUUGAUCGAUUCAUCGUUGACAACUGCAAGAACAUAUACUCGGCGGGCUACGAGACAACGGCAGUUUCAGCAUCAUGGUGCCUAAUGCUGUUGGCGUCACAUCCUGAAUGGCAAGAAAAAAUCCGGGCAGAGGUUCUUGAUAUCUGCAAGGGCCAAACCCCAGAUGCUGAAAUGACUCGGAAAAUGAAGCUGCUAACAAUGGCAAUUAAUGAAUCGCUACGUCUGUAUCCUCCUGUUUCGGUCAUAUCAAGGGAGGCCUUGAAGGACUUGAAAUUUGGGAGCAUCAAGUUUCCCAAGGGUGUGAACCUGUGGACGUUAGUGACAACUUUACAUACUGACCCUGAAAAUUGGGGGCCUGAUUCCUACCAAUUUAACCCUGAGAGGUUUGUCACUGGGAUCACUGGAGCAUGCAAGUCGCCUCAUUUAUACAUGCCAUUCGGGGUCGGACCUCGGGUGUGUUUAGGCCAAAACUUGGCAUUGGUUGAACUCAAGAUAUUGAUAUCAAUGAUUUUGUCUAAGUUCUCAAUCUCCCUGUCUCCCAAGUAUGUUCACUCACCAGCACUCAAUUUGGUCAUUGAGCCCGGCCAUGGAGUUAAUCUUUUGAUUCAACAGUUGUAGGCUUAAUUGUAACUUCUAUAUGUACUAUUGUACUUUCUUCAUUUCUUCAUUUCUUCAUUUCUUCCUUGAUGAUGGAGUUGAGACAAAAAUCCCUUUGUGUGGGGAAAUGAUAGAUAAUGAGCUCCCGACACACUUCAGGACAUCGUCCCACUUACCAACCUACGACGUGACCAACGACCCAGCGGAACCCCUCAGCAAGUUUGAGAAUGUUGUCCUGUUGCGCAACAAUACUAAUGGAGUUCAAUUUUGUGU
Molecule: messenger RNA, 1965 nt
Organism: Sesamum indicum (sesame)
Lineage: Eukaryota; Viridiplantae; Streptophyta; Magnoliopsida; Lamiales; Pedaliaceae
Product: cytochrome P450 714C2
Molecular function (GO): monooxygenase activity; heme binding; iron ion binding
Source: RefSeq, a predicted model, not a curated record